AUGGCUAUUGAGCUCCAAUUGGACUUGCCAGCUGCGGCUAUGACGAUAAAUGGGCUGGGAGAUUGCACUGAGACUUUGAAGCUCUUCCGGGAGUGCAGUUUGGAGCAAGUUAGGGACUAUGAUCUAGAGCUAGCGUCAAAGAUAGAUAAGACGAAGGAGAAAUUCAGAGAGGAGCUGAGAACCCACUACAAGGAUGUUCUCAAGGUUACCGGGGAAGUCGACCGUUUACAUAGGGAGCUGAAGUCUGGGGAUGCACUGUUUAUGGACUUGUGCUUUAAGGACGAUCUUUUCAAGCUGACCAAGCUGCCGGAGUUCCAGGGCACUGCUGAUGUGGGCACUCUCGGAGCCAGCUCCUCUACCCCCUUUAGUGAGGCGCCGUCUCAGCCCGUUUUGGCUGUUUCCCAAUGGGUGCUGGCCGUAUCCGAUAUGAUCUCGCGGUUUGCGACGUCCUACUCUUCUUCCAAGCUGUUCGAUAGCGUAAUGCAGGGGUUUGACGGUCUGAAAUCUGUGCAGGACCGCUUGGAGGGCUAUCGAGAGGUCAUCCGCAACAAAUGCGACGCAUUUCUGCGGUUUGCAUGCUCACCGGAGGCAUCAUUCAGCAUAUCGCAGCGCAUACAAGUAUACAACCUUGCAGUUGUGGAAAGCGAUAGACAUCUUCCCUGGGAUCCAGACCUGGUUAGCAAGCUGGAACAACAGACAUUCGAUUUUAUCCUCCAGAACCAUCUCGACGACACGCUGCGUAGUAACGAUGAGUUGAUCUCCAGCUUUGUAGCUGCCGAGCAGUUUAAGCAGAAGUUGAGCAGUAAGUUGAAAGCAGAUAUCAGUACCCAAUUAGUAAGGCUCGAUGGAAUCUUAGACGCCAGGCAAGAGGAUCUGAUACCAUCCGACCUUCCGACCCUGUCUACAACAGGCAUUCAGGAGCUGGUUCAGGAUUCCCAGUACUACUGUAUGGGCCUCGUUACAGACCGACAGGUUGAAUGGUACAAGGCAAUUGUUUAUCUGAUAGACUUGAUCGAGAAGCUGGAGCGAUAUGGCGGCGAGUCGCUGGCAAAGGAACUGCGAGAGGAAUUGAUCGGGAAUUUACAGAAAGGCUGCGCUGCCGCACGAUCUGACGAGAAACCGGCAUCAAUCAGAGGCUUGGUCUCGAAGAUUAUGGACGACUUCAACCGUGAGAGCUUCAACCGGACGAUCCAGUCUACAAUACAGUCGUUGACCGCGUAA
Molecule: messenger RNA, 1221 nt
Organism: Torulaspora globosa
Lineage: Eukaryota; Fungi; Ascomycota; Saccharomycetes; Saccharomycetales; Saccharomycetaceae
Gene: COG1
Product: Golgi transport complex subunit COG1
Exons: 1
Coding region: 1-1221 (406 amino acids)
Source: RefSeq, a predicted model, not a curated record